UAUUAAAAAUAAAAAUGGAUCAAGCAGAACAAACUUUAUCAGGUGAAACCAAACCAGUUGUGUGCCCAGUCGCGGAAACAAAAACUGAAUCUGUGUCGGCUGUUACACAAUCAGUUCAUGUUGAGGCAAAGACUGAGACUGUCGGUGGAAACCCUGAAGAUAUACAACCAGAAGAUAAGGAAGCUAAGCAAGACGAGUACGUCCCAGUUGUCGUAAGAAAGGAGCCUGGUGGCGGAUCAAAUUUCAGCUUCUAUUAAAAAACGAAUAUGUACCGAGUGAUUUGAAACACGGGAUUGAAAAACGAUAAAUCUCUUGAAACAACUAAGAAUGAUUAAUGUAGUGGA
Molecule: messenger RNA, 344 nt
Organism: Theileria parva strain Muguga
Lineage: Eukaryota; Apicomplexa; Aconoidasida; Piroplasmida; Theileriidae
Exons: 5
Coding region: 15-257 (80 amino acids)
Source: RefSeq, a predicted model, not a curated record